Molecule: messenger RNA, 2976 nt
Organism: Saccostrea cuccullata (small rock oyster)
Lineage: Eukaryota; Metazoa; Mollusca; Bivalvia; Ostreida; Ostreidae
Exons: 2
Coding region: 1-2976 (991 amino acids)
Source: RefSeq, a predicted model, not a curated record
AUGGGUGAACAAGAACAAGCCGCAGGACCUGUACAGGUGUACAAUUGUCCGUUCAGAUUACCUCCUCAACUUGAUUUAUCCUCUGGAAAUGUAUCCGAGAACUACAAAAAGUGGAAAAGACAAGUUGAAGUUUACAUGUCUGCGUCAGGAGGAAUCGACAAAAGUAAAGAGGUACAAGUAGCAAUUAUUUUGAGUUGUGGUGGACCUCACGUAGUCGAGAUAUAUGACCAGUUUCAGUGGGAAGACGAAUCUCAUAAGAAUGACCCUGCCAAGUUAUAUGAGAAGCUACAGGCCUAUUGUAAUCCUCGUUCCAACGAAGUGUUAGAGUCUCACAGAUUCUGGAAGUUACCUUAUCAGGAACCCUUUGACAAAUUUCUUACAGAAUUAAGAACACGUGCAGCAUCGUGUAAUUUCCAGGAACAGGAGAGGAUGAUGCGUGACAAGAUUGUAUUUACAGCUACUGUGAAUAAACUAUCUACAAACAAACGACAGAAAAACUUCACAAAGCAGAAAGUGACACACAAACAGAAAAGUGAUUCACAGCCUUCGAGCAAGGAGAAGAAAGAGUUUGAUUCCUGUGGUUAUAAACAUGAACAUGGCAAAUCAAAUUGUCCAGCAUGGGGCAAAAGAUGUGACAAGUGCAACGGGAGAAAUCAUUUUAAGUCCAAAUGUAAGAAAAUACAUGCUGUUGGUGAAGAUAGUGAAGACAGUCCAGAGUUAGAAGACAGUUGGCUCCUUGCGUUGAAAAGCAAAGACAAACAGAGCAAAGAUAUCACUGCGAUAAUGAAUGUAAAUGAUUGUGACGUACGUUUUCAGUUGGACAGUGCAGCUGACGUAAAUACCAUUUGUCAGAAAUAUGUGAAGAAGGAACAGUGUCGUCCGUCAAACAUUCGUCUUAACAUGUGGAACAACACUCAUAUGAAACCCCUCGGUGAAGCCGAUCUUGAUGUAAUCAAUGUGCGUUCCAACGUCGUCCAGAAACUUAGAUUUGUGGUAGUGCAAAACAAUCUUACCUGUCUACUUGGCAAGGAUGCAAUUCAAGACAUGGGACUUGUGACAGUGAACAGUGAGAAGUUCAUAUCUAAAAUUGGAUUAGAACAGCCUCUUGGUGACUUGGGCAUAGCAACUCUGAAAGUUGACCCCAGUAUUCAACCCAAAGUACUUCCAUGCAGGAAAAUACCGAUUGCUAUCCAGGACUCAGUUAAGCAGGAAAUCGACAGACUUGUUGAUCGAGGUGUUUUGAUACCAAUUACAGAACCAACAUUGUGGGUUAGUCAGAUGGCCGUGGCUCACAAGUCAGAUGGAAAGUUGCGAGUUUGUAUAGAUCCACAACCUCUUAACACAGCUCUGAUACGAGAGUACUACAGAUUACCUGUAUUAGAUGACGUACUUCCAAAGCUAACGAAUGCUAAGGUAUUUAGCAAACUUGACGUUAAAGAAGCGUUUUGGCACGUUCGCCUUGAUGAGGAAUCGAGCAAACUUACAACUAUGAUAACGCCAUUCGGGAGAUACAGGUGGGCUCGUUUACCUUUUGGAUUGAAAGUCUCUAGUGAAAUCUUCCAGCGACGGUUAGACGAAGCAUUAUCAGGACUGGAAGGUGUGUUUAGCAUUGUCGAUGACAUUAUUAUUGCAGGAUGUGGUGACAGUGAAGAAGCAGCAAAACGUGACAAUGAACUCAAGAUGCAGAAAGUUUUCCAGAGAUGUGAAGAGAGACAUAUUACACUAAACAAGGAUAAGGAAGAGUCCGGACUUCGUGAAAUUUCAUUUCAUGGACACACAAUUUCUAAAGAUGGUGUCAAGGUUGAUGAAAGUAAAGUGAAAGCUAUCCUUGAAAUGCCAGCACCGACUGAUGUCUCGGGAAUCAAACGCUUAUGUGGAAUGGUUCAAUACAUGUCAAAAUUCCUACCAGACUUGUCGAAGGUAUUGGAACCACUACGACUACUUACCCGUAAAGACCAAAAGUGGAACUGGGACAGCAAAUGUGAGUCAGCAUUUCAGACUUUGAAGCAUAAGUUGACAGAAACUCCAGUUCUGGCUUAUUUUGAUCCUUCAAAGGAUGUUACUGUACAAGUCGACAGCAGCAAAGAAGGAAUUGGUGCCGUACUACUCCAAGAUGGAAAGCCGGUCGAGUACGCAUCAAGAGCUCUUACACAAGCAGAGAGAAAAUGGGCUCAGAUAGAGAAGGAAGCUUUAUCCGUUCUCUAUGGACUUGAACGCUUUGAUCAGUACACUUAUGGAAGGAAAGUUUUUAUCCAUAAUGAUCACAAACCAUUAUCUGCUAUAUUGCGCAAACCAUUAGGACUAGCACCUAAAAGACUGCAAGAUAUUAUGAUGCGUUACUUCAGAUAUGAUGUAGAAUUCGUAUUUGAGAAAGGAGUAAACCUUGUUAUAGCGGAUACGCUAAGCCGAGCUUUUCUCAUGACAACGGAAGGAAGUGUAGAUGAGCGUCAUAGGAUUCUAUCUGUCUCGACAUUACAAGAAAACGACGUACCAGAUGUCAGAAUUCAAGAAAUUAAGGACAUGACUGCUAAAGAUUCAGAGAUGCAAACAUUGGCCGACACCAUAGCCAAUGGAUGGCCUGACAGUAAACAAGAUCUUCCAACGAGUGUGCGUCAUUACUUUGAUUUUCGUGACACUCUAAGUUUAGAAGAUGGACUCAUCUUGAAAGGUGAAGCAGUCGUCAUUCCAAAGACACUUAGAUCAGAAAUGAAGAUGCGAUUACACAAAGCACAUCUAGGAUAUGACAGUAUGAUAAGGAGAGCUCGUGGUGUUAUUUUUUGGCCUGGGAUGAAAUCUGACAUAAAACAGAUUGCAGAUUAUUGUGGAAUUUGUCAGGAAAGAAAACCGAGAAACUGUAAGGAACCUUUAAUUCAGCAUUCAACAUGUGAAUUUCCCUGGCAGAAAAUUGGACUAGAUUUAUUUGAGAUACAAGGAAAACACUACAUGGUCUCGGUAGACUACUUUUCCAGUUUUUAG